AUGUUCGGCGCCAAACGAAAGAAGCUGAAGCCCGAAGAGGACCGCCGACGCUGCAACUACGUCACGAUUCAAGGCCGCUGCAGCCAGGGCAAGGUGACGCUGAGCAAAGACGGUGUCAGGUUCCCGAGCCCGUACUGUCGUUACCACUGCUGCAAGAAGGUCGACGGGGCAGCCUGUCAAGACAUGAGGAUUAAUGCAAAGGGGUUCUGCCAGCGACACAUUCAGUGCCAAGGCCAGGUCAACGGCACGCGGUGUGCCAACGCCGUCAGGGGCUAUGAUCCCAAGGAGUUCAAGUUCUGCGCACAAUACCACAACUGCUUGGCGCUCGACUGCAAGAAUGAACGCUUCUACAGCGGUGAGUCAGACCUCAAGUUCUGCGCCGACCACCGCUGCACCAGCCCAGGCUGUGACAGGCCGAAGCACACCGGGCCGUUCUGCGCCUCCCACACAUGCGAGGCGCCCAACUGCCUCGCCUUCGCCGUCGGCGGCGGCGGGCCAGGCGAGCCGACGCGCUACUGCGACCGACACCGAGUCUGCCAGCACGACCAGUGCGAACGCUUUACGCACGCGCGAGAGAACGGAGGGCUGUCCAACUUUUGCGGCGCGCACUACUGCGCGUGGGACGGCUGCGAGCAGGCGCGGGAGGGUGCCGGGGAAUGCGAGCACUGCAAGGCGCACAGUUGCAUCGAGAUAGCACUUCUUCCCGAAAUGCCGAAUACAGGACUGCGAGGCUAG
Molecule: messenger RNA, 735 nt
Organism: Verticillium nonalfalfae
Lineage: Eukaryota; Fungi; Ascomycota; Sordariomycetes; Glomerellales; Plectosphaerellaceae
Exons: 4
Coding region: 1-735 (244 amino acids)
Source: RefSeq, a predicted model, not a curated record